CGAGUCUGGCGGCCUUUCCGAUUUCCAGCUGGAGUCACCAGAUCCCUCAAUUGGCAGCUCGGAUCUUCUAUCGUAAUACACGACACCUUGCUGCAUUGGGACUCUCAGAUGAACAAUCUAGGCGAAGGAUGCUGCACAUCACGCGACACAUAUCCACGAUAUUGAAAGAUAAGGAGAACUUCGCCAUCAUGCCACCGUUGUCUAGUCACAAUGACAGUCCACGAGACGAGGUUGUUGAGGACUCUGAACCUGAACGUGAAGAACAGCGACGAAAAUUGAAGGCGGCAAAAAAGGCCACUCAAAGUACUGUACGACCGCCACUGUCUGUGAUUCCUGUCGACACGGAACCCGUUCCAGUCGAUGUCGAGGGCUCUGACAAUCUAUCUUACAAACACCUAGAGGGUUCAGCACCAUCGAUUGUACUAUACACUGUAGAAGAGCUGUCGGCAUCGACGGGUCCAGAAGCAGCCUCCACAUCCUUUCCCUCACUAAGCCAUGAUGAUCUUCCGAAAUAUGGGCACCCCAUUCCCGUUACCCGCGUGGAGGAGAACGGUCCCGAUGCUUUAGAGCCAGUUCGCACACUGAAUUUGACGCACUUUGCAAAUAACGCAACUGUCGUUCAGCAUAACAGGCGCUCCACUUCUCCCGCCCCCGUGAUCUCCUCCUUGAAUCAGGCAAGAGCGCUGUCAACUUCGACUGCACCAUCUAGAUGGCUCAAUUGCCCCCUUCCUGAGAAGAGGAUGAAGAUUAUUACCAAGUGUCCCUGCUGCGAGCUUGCGUGGACGGCGAGGAAGUCAAGUCAGAUGAAGUGGGAGCAUAUUGCGAGAUGUGCCAAGAAGAACGACUACACCGUGGAAACACUUCUAACUCGGCUGGACCAACAAUUGGCGUCCACUGAUACGAUCAAUGUUGAAGGGAAGUCAAAGAAGAGGAAGGCAAAGACACCACUCGAGCAGAAAGAAGUGCCCAAACCCGACACACUCCUCGAGCGCGUCACACAUGAAGCAGUACCGCCCAAACGCGGCAGGAAGCAAGCCGUCCCCGAAACCGUGCAGAAUGUCUCCCAGGCACAUCAGCUUAUCACAGAGAAGGCCCGAGAUGUUCUGCUGGCCGGCGAGUCUGUCGUGCCUGCGCCGCAUGUAGAGUCUGCAACUUCUCCUGUAGCUGCUCAAUUGCCUCUUGCUACGCAAGCAUUCGUGCCGAGCAAGUUUGGUGGUGCACGAAGAACGGUGAGUCUAUUGAACGACAAUCCUCUGAAAGAGAGACCGCCUGAUGCAGGAGCAACACUGACCAGCGACCGUUUCUCCUACCUCCCCCGCGAUGUCUCUCCUGGUCCUGAUAUCAGCUCAAACGCCGUUGUCCCUUCGGAAGCCCAAACCAGCCUGGCCAACCUCACGGCCAGCACUCUUGACCUAACCUCGAGUCCUGCAACUGCCUUUCGAAAGCCACGUAGCUCCUCACCUAAGAAACGCCUUUCUUUACGCCAGAUUGUACGACAGGAAGACACGCUACAUAACAGCGACACAGAUAGCAUUUCAUCGGAAAAUGGAUGGGUGGAUGAAGGUGCCUGGGGUGCAGAUACUGUGCUAGUGUGGGAUGGUGACAGAAGUGACGGCUCGACGUCAUCAUCAGUCGUUCUAUCCAAAGCCAAAGGAAAGAAGAACAAAGGCGAGGGUCCCCUUACUUCCCCGAUUCAAGCACCAGAACAGCCUAAGAAGCGAGGGCGACAGCGGAAGGAUGUGGUGGUACAGGAGAAAGAGUCCAAACCAACAGAUGAGGAGACUGUAGCGAUGAUUGAGAAAGAGCUGAGGACGAUGAUCGAAGAGGACGAGGAGCUAUAUUUGCGAAUCUUGCGAUACGAACCUAUGAAGUUUGAUGACUUGCUGAAGCGAGCCCUGGACCGCGAAUUGCCCGAAAGAAAGCUGAAAGAACGAUUGCGUAAUUUCUUGGAUAAACAGUGUAUCAAUUUCUACACGGCAGAACCAACCGGAACGCGUAAACGCUAUUAA
Molecule: messenger RNA, 2009 nt
Organism: Dacryopinax primogenitus
Lineage: Eukaryota; Fungi; Basidiomycota; Dacrymycetes; Dacrymycetales; Dacrymycetaceae
Exons: 5
Coding region: 129-2009 (626 amino acids)
Biological process (GO): DNA repair; DNA replication
Cellular component (GO): Slx1-Slx4 complex; nucleus
Source: RefSeq, a predicted model, not a curated record